This is a messenger RNA of Dufourea novaeangliae, 756 nucleotides long. RefSeq lists its product as uncharacterized. Gene Ontology annotation, cellular component: ciliary basal body. Lineage: Eukaryota; Metazoa; Arthropoda; Insecta; Hymenoptera; Halictidae. The transcript is spliced from 4 exons. The annotation marks the transcript as partial. The record is from RefSeq and is a predicted model, not a curated record. Gene Ontology annotation, biological process: regulation of cell projection organization. Gene Ontology annotation, molecular function: cytoskeletal protein binding.
UUUAAAUAUGUAAUACAAAAACAAGAACAACAAAAAAUAUGCUUUGGAUCAACACGUCCACGUGAUACUUCCAAGAAGGGUAUGAGUCCGUUUAUGAAAUAUUAUACAUUAGAAGAUCAUCAGAAUGUAGCACCAAAUACAUAUAAUGUUUUGGAAUCCUAUAAAGCCAUUAAAGCCAAGCCUUGUUCUCAUAGUAUUAGUAAAAAAGGAUACAGUGGUAUUGCCAGAUUUGCUAAACAAGUCAUGGUCAAAGAUGAUUAUCCAUCACCAUUAGAUUACAAUAUUUCUAUAUUUCCUAAACAGAUACACAAAUUAAAGUCUCUAUCUAAACAUAAUAAUGAGAAGAGGCCAUUCAAUGCAAAUACAAUUCCAGGUCCAGGGAUGUAUGUCAGUACGAAAGGUGAAGGUAUUACAUUUGAGCACAAUUUUGGCGGUAGAGUAAAAAUGAGACUUGGUGUGGAUCUAAAAUGUUGCAGUCGAAAUCUAGAUGUUUGCAAACAAUGUGGAAAACGGCUAGUAAAUGAUUAUUGGCAUUUAAAAAAUAAAAUAUUCUUAUGUAGAUUAUGUAUGACUAAAGAAUAUGAACAGCAAAAAAGAUAUAAAAAAUCGGACUUAAUAUUAUUCCGUAAAAUCCGAGAUUGUUCAAUUAUACAUCAACAUGGCUCGACUAUUGCCAAAACAUGGCUGAUACAUCCUAAAGUUGUCACACAAUGGACACGAAGGGAAGCUUACCUUUCUGCUUAUUUAAAAGGGUAA